Lagenorhynchus albirostris (white-beaked dolphin) is the source of this 1477-nucleotide messenger RNA. RefSeq names its product Golgi apparatus membrane protein TVP23 homolog B-like. The record is from RefSeq and is a predicted model, not a curated record. The transcript has a single exon. The coding region runs from base 1 to 585 and encodes 194 amino acids. NCBI's taxonomy places the organism in Eukaryota, Metazoa, Chordata, Mammalia, Artiodactyla, Delphinidae. Gene Ontology annotation, biological process: vesicle-mediated transport; protein secretion. Gene Ontology annotation, cellular component: Golgi membrane.
AUGUUGCAGCAGGACAGUAAUGAUGACAUUGAAGAUGUUUCACUGUUUGAUGCAGAAGAGGAGACAACUAGUAGACCAGAAAAAUCCCAAAUCAGUCACCCAGUGGCAUCAUUUUUCCAUUUAUUCUUUCGAGUCGGUGCAAUUAGAGUCUAUCUUCCCUGUGAAUGGUUCAGCACCAGCUUUAUUGCCUGUAUGGUGACAAUUAUCUUGUUGUUGUCAUGUGACUUCGGGGCAGUCAAGAAUGUCACAGGUAGACUAAUGGCUGGCCUGCGCUGGUGGAAUCACACUGAUGAAGAUGGAAAAAGCCAUUGGGUGUCUGAGUCCAGGAAGGCCUUUUCUCAAGACAGUAAAACUGUUCCAGAGGCUGAAUCAAGAAUCUCCUGGUUAGGACUCAUCGCCUGUCUGGUGCUGUGGGUAAUAUUUGCCUUUAGUGCCCUCUUCUCCUUCAGAGUGAAGUGGCUGGCGGUGGUUAUCAUGGGUGUGGUGCUGCAAGGGGCCAACCUGUAUGGCUACAUCAGGUGCAAAGUGGGCAGCAGGAAGAAUUUAACCAGCAUGGCUACAUCGUACCUUGGAAAGCAGUUUUGAAGACAAACCACUGGAGACGAUCAGACCUCCUGAAGACAGUGAGGGAGCCUGCGUGUUCUUUCCAUUGGGAACAACUGAAGGGGGUCUUGACUCUGAACCUUUAGAACUCAGUACCUAUUGCAAAGAGGAGUGUUGGGUUUGUUUUUCCAUUUUAAAGUUUACUUAAAAAAAAAAAAGGAAAACUAGUUUUCAUAUUAAGUUUUUACUUUCUAGCAUAUGGGGCUUGAAGGUGUGGUGUAGCUAGAAACAUUGUUAACAUUUGGUUCACGGUGUACAUAUGUGUAUGCACAUAGUCGUGUAAGAUCCAUGGGUUAAGUUAACACAAGUGUUUGUGUUCAUGCCCAUAUGGAAUGGAGACCUUUGCAUUUUGAUCCACAGAACAAGAAGGAUGUUCCUAGUCUAUCUCAAAACUCUCUGUGUUUACAUACUAUUUCUGUAGAUUAUUUUAGGUUUUGCUUCCAUGGUAAGAGUGAGCACUUUGGCUUAUAUAUAGAGUUAGAAAUAAUUGUUAAUUUUACAUUUAAUAUAUACUUCAUGAUGAAACUUCUUAUCCUAGGCAUUUAGAGGCAGGUAAAAACCAAAUUUGGGCUAUUGGUGUUAACUAGUUUCUAAAAUUUUGUUUAUUUUUAUUUGUAAUGAGUCACGUACUUAAGGCCCAGUUAAUAUAAAAGGAAUUUUCAUAGUUUAUGUUCAUGGGAUACGUAGGCAUUGCUGCUGUUCUAUUUAUUUUGGGGGAAAGAUAGCCAGAUUUUACUUUGGAACCUUCCAGAAGCUCUUCAGUGGUCCUUGGCCUAAUAAAGUCUAUCUUUUACCACUAAAAGAGUAUUAUUCUUAUGUCAUAGUGAGAAUAAUCGUUUCAAUACUUGGCAUUGUAAAUGCCUAAAAGACGUUU